GCCUAGAAUUUUUCUCUAUAAAUGAACGACACUGUGUCUUUUUUGUCCUUUUAAACUUGCAUUUUAUGUUGUUGCAGCUGUAAACGGAUGUUCUCCUUUUCCUCUUUUUUUAAGUUAAUGAAACAAAAAUACCACACCUUUUCAUGUUAUGAAGCUUUUGCCGGGAAAACUUUCCAGCUGUUCCAAAAGCGCUGAUACUGGAAACUCCUUCCAUAAUGAUCAAUCACCAUCUCCACGCAGAAAAUUUCAGUACAUCAGUCAUUACACACAUUCUUAGAUUCUGUUUAUGUAGCAUGUCGGCUAUACAGAUCUCUGUGUGAAGUUGUUAGCAUAGAAACAGUAACAAAAUAAAAUCUAAAUCGUUGCAUUGCAAUUGGCAGUAUUGUCAGAGCUGAUGUUAUAGAAAAUGAAUCAACAUCAUCUGACACAUCAGAAUAGAGAAUUCCACAGCACUGUGGUAUAAACUCAAAUUGUGAACAUUUAGAUAGAUUACAUGUUUUUGUUAAAAAAAAAAAGAAUUUGUAUCAUGUUUUUAAUAAUGUUUUCUUGAAUAACUGUUGAAAUAAACACAGUUCAGACUUAUAAGAUGGAACAGUUGGACAUUUCUGUUAUGCCAAUGUACACAAGCAAGAUCUUGCCCACUUCACAGUAUUUGUGUGGCUGUAUGAGCUGUGAGUAAAUUUUUCAAGGGUCUUCUUACAGCCGAGGCUAAUCAGGCAUGAUUGAUGUGUUGAUUAAUAAUUCCUAUCUUUGCAUUCAUCUCCUAUUUUUUGCUCUUUCCAGGUAUCAUUCAACACAACAGCAGUUUCAACCAGAGCCAGUUCCUCAGUACAGCCAGAUGGUUAAUGUUCCUUAUUACCAGCAGGAUGUCAGAGAGUAUACCGUAAUGAAUGAAUUAUCAGUCCAUGAAGAUCCAGCUCAGAUCAGUCCGCUUCAUCAGCUGCCUGUCCAGCCUCCAGCUCUUCCAUCAACACCUGAGAAAGGGAAGAAGCGUGGAAGGCCACCCAAGCAGGGAAAAAAUGACCAAACUGAUGCUGAAGUCACUGUGAAAAAAGCCAAAAGAACUCUGGACAGAUUUAACGGCAUGUCUGUGGAAGAAGUCAUGGCCAAAAAACUGCCCGAUGUCAUCACCUACAAUCUGGACAUUCUGAUAAUUGGUAUCAACCCUGGAUUGUUGUCAGCCUAUAAAGGAAGACAUUACCCAAAUCCAGGAAAUCAUUUCUGGAAGUGCCUGUUCUUAUCAGGGCUCACAGAUGAGCAACUGAACUACAUGCAUGAUCAGACUCUUCCGGAACAAUACGGCAUUGGUUUUACUAAUAUGGUAGAGAGGACUACGCCUGGGAGCAAAGACCUCUCAAACAAAGAAAUUCGAGAAGGAGGCAAACAACUUCUGGAAAAGCUACAGAAAUACAGGCCUCGAAUUGCAGCCUUCAAUGGGAAAUGUAUUUAUGAAACAUUCUGUAAAGAGAUUUUCGGAGUGAAAGCUAAGAACCUGGAAUUUGGACUGCAGCCCUACAAAGUUCCAGAGACGGAAACGGUUUGUUACCUGAUGCCAUCUUCCAGUCCACGCUGUGCUCAGUUCCCUCGAGCUCAGGACAAAGUUCAUUUCUAUAUUAAGCUAAAGGAACUCAGGGACCAGCUGAAGGGUGUGGUGCAGAACAGGGAGCUUCAGGAGACAGAGUACACAUUCGACUUAGUCUUGGCCAAAGAGGAUGCCAAAAGAAUGUCCAUCAAAGAAGAGCAGCAUGACCCUGGCUAUGAGGAAAGCUCUACCAGUGCAACGCUACAGACGUGCAGCUUCUAUCCUGCUAAUGAACAAGGUGCUGCACAUUCAGAACCUUCAUUAGCUUUGGGACAGGUCGGAUCUAACCAGUGGACGAUGCAGCCAUUUGCAGACCAAAUCCCAGACAUUAGGUACUCCAGCAACAAUGAGACGUCACAAUAUUUCUGAUAUAUUAAAGCAAAUGCUCUUCUGAACUGAAAAGAAGAUUGAUUUAAAGCAGUUUUACAGUAGCUACCUGACUUUCCAGUCAUGUCUUUCUAUUUAUUGUGUUUUGUAGAACUUUAGGUGUAGAUCAUGUACUCCAAAGCCAGUGUUUUUUUUUUUGUUUGUUUGUUUCUUUUUUAAUCUUGCUUUAUGUGUGUAUUAUGAACGUGUAUGCAGAAGUGAUGGUUUUUACUUGAAUAUAGCAGCAUUUUGUAAAGUAAGCAGCAUAUUUUUUCCUACUGUGAGGACAGAGUUCUUGAAACUGUGAUUUAGUUCAGUUUCUGUUCCUUUUUUUCCCUACAACCAUUCACAGAACUUUUUAACAAAGCAUUUUACCAGUUUUUCUAUGUUUACUAUGCUGAGGUCAUGCAUGAUGCAUGGGUUGGUCUACUUGCACGAUAUUUCACACUAAAUCAUACUUGUUGGUGCUUAUUUAUGAUUGCUGACCUCAACUGAAGGGUAUUUUAUACUCUUGCACUGUGGUAUCAUGGAAUGUUUGCACAAACCGUGUAAAACAGGAUUCAGACUUCAGAUGGACCACUUAACGCAACAACACCAGGAAAACACAAACACAUGCAGUGCUGUGGUCCUCUAGGACUGAUAUUUGAGAACCCAGGUUCCACUGUUCUGUAUUUUAUUCUGUUCUUAAAUACUGAUUGUAUUUAAUGCUCCUUAAUGUUACGAAUUUACGUGAGAAUUGUAUGUAAAUGCUUUGGAACUUUGUUGCAAAGUGUUUUGAAUGUACAGAUGUUCAUCAAACUAUCACUGUACAUACAUUUUUUUUUAUAUAUAUAUUUAUGGUGUAAUUACUUUGGUGUAAUUUUGUACCAUGAUGUUUUUUUAAAAAGCAUACUGAGAAGUGUGUUUUUAAUAAAAAAUAAAUAAUAUUCACCACCCAGUCACAGCUGGACUGUUGAAAAUGACAAUUAAAAAGAAAAUUGUUGAACUCUCAA
Ictalurus furcatus (blue catfish) is the source of this 2940-nucleotide messenger RNA. RefSeq names its product thymine DNA glycosylase, tandem duplicate 2 (gene tdg.2). Gene Ontology annotation, biological process: base-excision repair, AP site formation. Gene Ontology annotation, molecular function: mismatch base pair DNA N-glycosylase activity. Gene Ontology annotation, cellular component: nucleus. Lineage: Eukaryota; Metazoa; Chordata; Actinopteri; Siluriformes; Ictaluridae. The record is from RefSeq and is a predicted model, not a curated record. The transcript has 9 exons. Bases 719 to 1951 code for a protein of 410 amino acids.